Indicator indicator is the source of this 2557-nucleotide messenger RNA. It is a transcript of the gene ACTR1A, whose product is annotated as actin related protein 1A. The record is from RefSeq and is a predicted model, not a curated record. The transcript has 11 exons. NCBI's taxonomy places the organism in Eukaryota, Metazoa, Chordata, Aves, Piciformes, Indicatoridae. The coding region runs from base 20 to 1150 and encodes 376 amino acids.
GCUGCGGCGGGUCCUCGCCAUGGAGUCCUACGACGUGAUAGCGAACCAGCCCGUCGUGAUAGACAACGGCUCAGGUGUUAUCAAAGCAGGUUUUGCAGGCGAUCAAAUACCCAAAUAUUGCUUUCCAAACUAUGUGGGCAGACCAAAACACACUCGUGUUAUGGCUGGUGCUUUAGAAGGGGACAUUUUCAUUGGUCCAAAGGCAGAGGAGCACAGAGGUCUCCUCUCGAUCCGAUACCCGAUGGAGCAUGGCAUAGUGAAGGACUGGAACGACAUGGAGCGCAUUUGGCAGUAUGUGUAUUCAAAGGACCAGCUUCAAACAUUCUCAGAGGAGCAUCCUGUGCUGCUGACAGAAGCACCCCUUAACCCACGCAAGAACAGAGAGCGUGCUGCUGAGGUGUUUUUUGAGACCUUCAAUGUGCCAGCAUUGUUCAUCUCCAUGCAAGCUGUGCUUAGCCUCUACGCGACUGGGAGGACUACAGGAGUGGUGCUGGACUCCGGGGACGGCGUUACCCACGCGGUUCCCAUCUAUGAAGGCUUUGCCAUGCCUCACUCCAUCAUGCGGAUCGACAUCGCUGGCCGUGAUGUCUCACGCUUCCUGCGUCUCUAUCUCCGGAAGGAAGGCUAUGACUUCCACACAACCUCUGAAUUUGAGAUUGUCAAGACCAUCAAGGAGCGUGCCUGCUACCUGUCAAUAAACCCCCAGAAGGAUGAGACUCUGGAGACUGAGAAGGCUCAAUACUAUCUACCAGACGGAAGCACUAUUGAGAUCGGCUCUGCCCGUUUUCGAGCUCCGGAGCUGCUGUUCCGGCCAGACCUGAUAGGGGAGGAAUGUGAAGGACUCCAUGAGGUGCUUGUUUUUGCCAUUCAGAAAUCAGACAUGGACCUGAGGCGAACGCUGUUCUCCAAUAUCGUGCUGUCUGGAGGCUCCACGCUUUUCAAAGGUUUUGGUGACAGGCUCUUGAGUGAAGUGAAGAAGCUAGCUCCAAAGGACGUCAAAAUAAGGAUAUCAGCUCCUCAGGAGAGAUUGUAUUCCACGUGGAUUGGUGGCUCUAUCCUGGCCUCACUGGAUACCUUUAAGAAAAUGUGGGCUUCGAAAAAGGAGUAUGAAGAAGAUGGAGCUCGUGCCAUCCACCGGAAAACCUUCUAGCGCUGGGACCUGUCCUCAGUGUCCGAAGACUCACUUCAGUUCUAAACUCGCUUUUCUGAGUCCGAGUGUGAGAGCUGCCUGUGUGUGUGUGUGUGCGCGCCAGCAUGCCCCGACGUCACUGAGCAAAGACAACAGCAGCAGGAGGGUUGUAUUAGUACUACUAACUUUUUUUUUUUUAAACUUUUGUUGUUUUGGUUUGGUUUUUUUUUUAAUGGAAAGGAGAAAAAUUCCAAUCUGAAUUUCUCCAGACUGGCCCAUUCCUUUUUCAUUUCAGUCCCUUGAAUUCUGUAUCGCAAUCAUGUUGUCACUGUAAAACAGACAAGCAAAAACAAAGGGAACAGCUUAUAGAAACUGCCUAGCAAGCCAGAAGGGAGCCAACCACUGCAGACUGCUCACACAGGCUUUAGUCAACUCGACUGCAAUGCCUAGAUUGUCCAGAAACACGUAGCUGAGGCCCCAUAGCUACUUCUGUCUUCACCAUCAGUAGGUGUUUUGAGUUGUUUAUAAUAUAUUUUUUAUUAAGAGGAAGCACAUUCUCAACAGUUAAGCCCAUUUUCCCCCACUGUUUUCAGUGUGAGAGCGUGUGUGUGUGUGUAACUUCUUAGCCUGAUGUGCAGGUCUGCACCACAGCUGGAGAAGUUGGUGAUAGGACUUAGUUUGUAUUGCAUGGAGUAGAACAAAGCAAAUCUUAUCAGCUGUCAUUGUACUAGACGGUUAUUCUCUCGUACCUUGUUUUAAAUACUUUUCUCCUCUGGAAGCAAGUGCCCCAGAAUGGGGGUGAAGGCACUUGUGUGUUCCCCCUCAACCUGCCAAGAUUUACAGUGCUGAGUUCUCAUGUUCUUUCUCUGUAAGAGUCGAGGCUGUUUCCCUCCUUCCUGCCAUGUCAGGGCAAAAGGGAGCAUGUAUUUACAGCCAGGCAUAACUCCUGUGUACUUUAUUCUGGGUCAAAAUAACAAUUGGAAAGGUGCAUUGUAAUGUAAGAAUUGUUUUAUUUAUUGAAAUGUCUGAGGCUAUCUCAAAUACUGACCACAGCACCUGGGAAUUAUGCUUUGGGUCUUCUUUGAACACCUCUUACCCAGUUGUCCUUUGUUGGAUGCUAACACUCUGUACAGCACACACGCUUAGCGGGACCGCUCGCCAGCUCUGCUACACCACCCCGCAGUUGCUCUUGAGGGAGUGUGGUGGUUCUCUAUGAAUGCCCUGAAGGAGAGGACAAUAAACUGUAGCAGGCCAUUGGUGUGAGCAGGAAGCUGUUGCCAUGGACGUGUGCUGCUGUACUGCCUAUGCCUCUGCUUGCCUGCUGACUGCUCUGCUUCUGCUGCGUUAACAGCCACAGGUGGGCCUACAGUCCCACUUGUGUGGGGGUGCCACUGGUUGCUCUUUAGGUUUUUCUUGUGCAUUAUUUGG